This is a messenger RNA of Neolamprologus brichardi, 1278 nucleotides long. Lineage: Eukaryota; Metazoa; Chordata; Actinopteri; Cichliformes; Cichlidae. The record is from RefSeq and is a predicted model, not a curated record.
CCGUAGCUAACGCGGCGGGAUUGACUUGAAGGAGCGUCACAACAAACUAGCAUGUACUUUGACUUUGUUUUUGAAACAACGAAUGAGAAUUGACAGCACUAUACAAAACACACUACGAGGGUCCGGUGGAAUAAUUUCUCCGUGUAGAAGAUGUGCUCUCUGGCUCUUUUCCCCCCUCCGUUGCCCUACGGACAGACCACUGUGUGCGAGUCCAACAACGAGUUGCUGUCGGGGAGCAGCACUGAAGACCAGCUGAAGCAGGACUUUAGUCCUCCUAGUCUGUCUUUCCCUCGAGAGUCUCUGAAACUUCACAGUCGGACAGAAAACAGCAGCAAGGCAGCUUUCCUGGACCACUCGGAAACCCUGUGGAUGAGGAGUGCAGCAGCAUGGAGGGAUGGCGGUUUGACAGGGUUACUGAAUGAAAUCACCAACUCCCACCCACAGGUGCCCAAAUGGUUUUCAAUGAGUUCUGGUUGUAUCCUGGCAUUGCUCCGAUGGGUCUCUUCUUUUCAUGGCUCCCUGUUUCCUCAUCUCACAUUGAGCAGUGAAGACAUGAUUGCUGAAUUUUCACAAGUGCUGAACUGUCCCAGGGUUUGGGAGACCAGAAUGUGGACUUGUGAGCGCUGGCCAUGUAUAAAAGGGCGCUGCCAGUCUGGUUGUUGGAGUCCAGAUGGGAGUCGACUUCUCUUCACUGUGCAGGGCGAGACGGUCAUCUACGCUCUGACCUUCACUAACACACCAGCCGUGCCUUCAGGCACAUCAAAAGGGCCGCAUGCAGCAGUUGUGGUGGCUGACCUGUCAGAGACAACUUUUAACACACCAGAUGGAGACAUCGUUGUUGGUGGAGAGAUCCAGUCCUUAGCCUGGGAUCCGAGGGGAGAGAGGCUUGCAGUGCUUCUUAAAGGUGAUCCACGGGCAGCAGACCGGNNNNAUGUGGUUGAUAUGUUUUUCUUGCUCAGUGGUUUUGUUCAAGGUGAGCCAGGAGCCGAACCGAGACUGAUGCAGUUCCACCCAAAUUUCCGACACGGAGCUCUGCUCACUGUGUGCUGGUCCAGUGGAAGAAUUACCCAUGUGCCUUUCUAUUUCCUGAGUGCCAGCAUCCCGCGUUUGGGCCCCAGCGGCAGUCCGACACUGCCUCACGUCCAGGAAAGGCCCGCCGACUUUGCCAAUCAGUCUCUCUUUACAGAGCUCAUUUCCUGACUGCCCUCCACCCACCAUCACACGGUCACUCAUCAUGUUUUGUUGUGGAUUGUUAAUAAAUAUGUUGAAAGUGCUAAA